This is a messenger RNA of Acanthochromis polyacanthus (spiny chromis), 6415 nucleotides long. RefSeq names its product glucagon receptor a (gene gcgra). Bases 355 to 1926 code for a protein of 523 amino acids. The transcript has 14 exons. Lineage: Eukaryota; Metazoa; Chordata; Actinopteri; Pomacentridae. The record is from RefSeq and is a predicted model, not a curated record. Gene Ontology annotation, cellular component: plasma membrane. Gene Ontology annotation, molecular function: peptide hormone binding; gastric inhibitory peptide receptor activity; glucagon receptor activity. Gene Ontology annotation, biological process: adenylate cyclase-activating G protein-coupled receptor signaling pathway; cell surface receptor signaling pathway.
CGCUCACACAGCCACCGGUGCCAUGUACGCACGCACAGAAAAACUCGUGUAGUGUUUUUUUUUUUGGUUUUAUUCCUCUUUAAGAAGUUUUAUUUUGCAGUCAGUUCUUCUUUGCAGCCCGCUGACGGGACUGAGAACUUCUUGCGGAGGUAAUUUACUGAGAAAGUUGGAUUACACGGAGCCACUUGAGGGAGUAAUGUUGCUCAGAUGAUGAGCAGCGCUGAAGGACGUGAAAUCAGCGGAACCCCGGGCUGUCAACGGCUGUGUGGCGAGUGUAGAUAAGCCCCCUUAUGAGGUGAAAACCCCUUCCUGUCCUGCAGUAUCCCCUCCCAGCACCAACAGCAGGAAUAAGGGAUGUCACGGCUCUUCCUCUUUUUGGCAAUGCUCAUUGUCUCCUGCAGCAUCCAGGUGUCUCCUGCUACUAGUCUGAAUAAGCUGAAGCAGAGCUGGAAGCUGUACAUGGAAGAAUGUGAAUACAACAACAGCAGAGAUCCACCAAGCACUGGCCUUGUGUGCAACAGGACUGUUGACAAUUAUGUCUGUUGGCCAGACGGACUCCCCAACAGCACUGUCAGCGUGCCGUGUCCGUGGUAUUUGCCAUGGCACCAUAAAGUUCAGCAUGGGAUGGUGUAUCAGGAAUGUGAUGCAAACGGCCAGUGGAUGACCGUGAAGAACACCACCGAGUGUGAUUCUCACGUUCCAAGUUCGCCGUACUUUGGCUAUAUCUGGGUCAUGUACACGGUGGGCUACUCUUUAUCCCUGGUAGCUUUAGUCUUGGCUCUUGGCAUCCUUAUAUUUUUCAGGAAACUGCACUGCAUGAGGAACAACAUCCACAUGAAUCUGUUUGCCUCCUUCAUCUUACGAGCACUGUCCAUUCUGAUCAAAGACGCUCUUUUUGAGGCCAUCCAGACAUCACAGGAUCUCAGCAGAGACCAGGAACAGGGAUUCCCUCGUGCAUCUAUGCCUCCAGUGGAACUACUGGUCAACAAUGGGACAACGGUUGGCUGCCGCGUCGCCUUCAUGAUGAUGCAGUACAGCAUCAUGGCUAACAGCUACUGGCUGCUGGUGGAAGGCAUCUACCUCCACAACCUCCUGGUCAUCACUGUGUUCACAGAGAGGAACUACUUCAACAUCUACCUGUGCAUUGGUUGGGGUACCCCUUUAAUAUUCCUUGCGCCGUGGGUGAUCGUUAAAUACAUGUAUGAAAAUAAAGAGUGCUGGGAGCUGAAUAUAAACAUGAACUUCUGGUGGAUAAUUCGCUCCCCGAUACUACUAGCUGUUAUGAUCAACUUCCUGAUAUUUAUCCAUAUCAUCAAAAUUCUUGUGUCAAAACUUCGAGCUCACCAAAUGAGAUACACAGAUUAUAAGUUCAGGUUGGCUAAGUCAACUCUAACCCUGAUCCCACUGCUGGGUAUCCAUCAGGUGGUCACAAUCCUUGUGACGGACGAGUCCACUAAUACCACCAUCGGUUUGCGUGUCACCAGGCUCUUCAUUGAACUCUUCUUCUCCUCCUUCCAGGGUCUUCUGGUGGCCAUCUUGUACUGCUUUGUCAACAAAGAAGUGCAGUCUGAGAUCCUGAAGAAGUGGAAGCGCUGGAAGCUGGGGAGGAACAUCGAGGAGGAAUAUCGACACACCUACAGCAAUACCCCCAACACAAAGACAGCGAGCCUGUUGAACCAUGUCUCUCGACUGCCUCACCUCCCGGACAUCGCCAAAACCUCUGCCCCGGUCUGUAGCCCCGAAGAGAGGCACAUGCUUGUGGCUGACUGCCAUAACGGCGAGGUCCACAGUAAAGGGGUGGGCAAGUGUGCGUCCCCGCUGCGCAAGGGAACCAUGAGCAACUGCUCUCUGGUGGAGGAUAUCAGCAGCACGGAAAAGAUGCAGUGUUACGAGGCGCAGAGAGAGAACAUGGAGAGCCACCUGUGACAUGACAAAGAAAGUUGGAUGAGUUCUUGUCUGGCUCUGACAAACUGCCCCAAUUGGCUGAGGUGCUGUGCUGAUGGAGUCACUUGUGUAAGCAGUCUUCGAAGAUUAACCUCACUGGGAGAUCGAGUCCCACCACAGCCUGAGAACAGAGAACAAUACGGCAGAUAUUCACUCUGAGAAGUCUGAUGUGCUUUGAGUCCCAUGGAUGGAUUUCUCGAGAUAUUUGUCAGACAGUAUAAUAAGCCAUUGCAUGUUUAGCAAUGGCAUCUCAAUGCAAAUAAGCCAUGUAAAAUAAUAUUGAAAAAAAACCCUGAAACCUCAAACAAAAAACAGCAGCAACAACAAAAAGACACAGAGUCCUUGCUUGAACCUCUGUUUCAAUUUGUGCUGUCUAUCAAAGGUUGUGUUUUUGUGGUACUGGACGUUAAAUACAAACUGGACAUUGAACUGUGUACACAAAAGAGACAAACAAAUGAUACAAAACAAGGGGGCAAAGGAGAAUGCUUUUUUUUUAUAUGUUUUGCUCUGAUACCUGUAAAUAGUUUUCUGUCUUUGGUUGAAAAUCUAAAAAGAUGAAACUGUCUGUUACUUGUACCUCAUACAGACCACAGUGUUGUUCAAGCUGCCCCGUCCAGGGCUUCUGGGAAAUUGGCAGCUGCUCUCUCCAGGUCCUUCCUGGCUCACAUACAGACAUUAAAAGAGGCCAAGUGAUGGUAUAGGAUGAAUUAUAAACAAGCUAAAAUAAUCAUCACUUAACUUUCUUAUGUGUUUUAGAUAAAAAAUACAUAUAUAUAAUCAUAUGUAUGGGUGCUACACUCAGCUGGGGUGGAACCAACCAUCUUUUUUAUAUAUCUAGGUCAAACCUUUGACACUGCUGAGUGCAGUUGUGACCGUUUAAAUGUGCCAGAUGUGUUUUCAAAGGGAACAGAUGAAUUUCCGGGUCACUGACCCCGAAUUUCCACAUAACGCGAUAGCGCCGUGCCGGGCAGCGUGGCGAAGCGCCACCGUCUUGCUCCGAAAGUCAAAGCACACUGCAAGCACAGCGCAGCGGUGCGCCGUCUGGAUGGGGAGGGCUGCUCCUCGGAGAGGCUCUCGCGUGAAUCGCGAUACCACACGAUAACAACACAUGAUAUAAACAGAAAAUAAAUAAACCACACCUCAUUUCGCUUCUCCAGGGUCACUCUGCUCGACCCAGCCACAUUGCUCUGUGAUUUAUAGUACUUCUAUCAUGGGUGAAUACAUGAUUUAUGUUUUGAUCUCAAAUGAGUGCUUUUCUUUAUCCAAUAGUUAAUUUUGUAUGGUUUAUUCUAUAUAAAAAACGGUAAUUUCUCUUCGUCCAUGGCGUCGUGUUGUAUCUGGGACCCUGUUGACCUGAUGCUCGUGCCUCCAGAAGUGUAAUAACAACAUAUAGGAAAAAAUUUGCGUCCGAGAGGUCGUGCAUUGUGUUUUAUUUUGAAAGUGAAUUUACGAGGUUUUGAAGCAGCGGUGCAGAAAAUAGACCUGAAGCGAAUUUCCAGUGCUGUGGCGCGCGCUGUUGCUUCAGGGACGCGGCGCUGGCUCUCCGCAGCGCGUGCAGUGGAAAUUGUCUGAUCGAAGAGAAUGGGUUGUAAGUGCGAUUCAAGAGCGCGGCGCUUUCGCGUUAUGUGAAAAUUCGGGGUGAGUGUGUUUUGUUUUCCCCCUUUGCCAUUAAGAUGUCGCACACCUUAGCAAACUGUAUGAACUUCUAUGGCCACUCAGUUCCAAUGCAAUGAAAACUGACAGGGAAAACUGUGCACUUAAAUCUAGGAUGAAAAUAUACACUGACAGUCAUUAAAAACUUUGAGACCAUAUUUUUCAACAUAAUUUUUAUUUUGAAGCCCGAAACUGGAUUUUCUUCAUAUGAAUCAUUUGUUUAGCAUAUUGGCAUACAGAAACAAAAAUCUAAAGUUUCAAGAAUGAUUUCAAAAUAAAGAAUUUCACAAAAGAAAACGGCAAAAAAGUCACAACAGUCAAUACCGAGUAUGGCCUCCAUUUGCUUCGAUGCAGGCAGCAAUCCGUCGGCGCAUGCUUUGGACCAGGCUUCUGAUUGUGGGUUGGGAACAGCCCAUACGCCUGGCUACAUCACUGUAGCUCAAACCGGCCUCCACCAUACCCAGUGCCCGGAGACGUUGUUCAUGUGAUAGACGUGGCAUGAUGCUGUUCACUGGACUAACAAUGGUGGCCUUUUUUGGGCCUUUAUAUAGGCCUUCAAAACCCAUUCUCAAAUUGUGCAGAUACUCACUGAGUAUUGCUUGGUGUGUAUUUGGUUCACUUUUGCAAAGUGACCAACCCACGUGCAAUGAAUCAUGACAAAAUGGCAACUCAUCAUUAUCUCAACUACCAGGGCACUAGAUCAUCAGUAAAUCCACAAUGAAUAAUUACAACCCUCCUACAAGUAGAAUUCUGCGUACAUUUCUACCUCAAAGUUUCUAUUGACUGUUAGUAUACAACAUGCAGACAUGACCUGCAAAGCCGUACAUGCAUGAAGUACGAAUUGAGCGUCAUCACUCAAAAUGACACGUCACCUCCGACACAAGGCUGUUUUUACAAUGUUACAUAGAAGCUGUCAUGCAUGAAGACUGCAAAGAUAUGGUGGGAUUAGGUUGUUUGACUCAUUUGCUGAAGGGUGUGUGCCGUACGGUGCCAGCACAGCAAUGUAUGAAAAACAAAGACGGUGCUAAUGACUGCAUGUUCAAUGACGGUGUUUAAUAUGCACACUUACAUUGUGUCUACUUUGGGUGUGGACGUUUCGAACAAAAUUCUCUACCCUAAAAGCAGAACAAAAGUUUUCUAAUGACAAUACAGUGAGUUGCUAAAAUAUUUUGCCAGAACUAACUGAACUUGACUAUGUAUGUAUGUAUGACAGUUUGCACAAUGUUAAUUUAGAAUUGGCAAAUACUGUGUGUGUGUAUAUAUAUGUGUUUAUAUGGAGGUGAUUUUAUUUGAUUGCAGUCAGUGUACUUCAUGCAUGUCUGUGAGGAGGGCGUGUAUGUAUGUGCAAGUAUAUUUUCAGGGUAUGAAUGUGUGUCGUUGCAGAUUUGUGGAUGUGUUGCAGUAGGAUGAAUUUUUGGCUGUAGCCCGAGGAGCGAUGGGUUGAUACAAACCAGCGCAAGUGGCUUCCCACAGAGGUCAGAGGUCAUUAUGAGCCAGUCUCAGUCUAGCAUACACAGUGUUUCACCAAAGGACAUUCCCAGAUGCCUAUAUAAGGUGCAAGGAAGACACAGCUUGAGGUUUUAUUUUGGAAGCCGUUUUCGGCGUGAUUCCUCAAAGUCAUUUUGCAGUGCGGAGCAAAUUAGAGCACAACAGUGACAUGUUUGUCAUUGAGAUAACAGCUCUGUGCAUUCACACAUCCCGCAGUUGCUGCUGUCGAGUCAGUGAGCAAAAACAAAUGGCAGAUUGUUUUUCAUCAACAUCUGCUGAGGACUGUAAUAGUAGCUUGGAAAAUCCAAACUGAAUCUCCAUGUAAUCUCCUAUCUCCAUGUUAGGAGAUACAGGAGAGUCAGUUUGGCAUUGGGCGAAUUGAAUCGCGUUUCCCUCCCGGGAAAGUUCGGUACGACCAAUCAUAGCACGGGAGGCGGGAGUUAAUGCUGCGUCAUCUUCAGCGCCUGGAUUACCCAUAAAACACCUGCGGACCUUUUGGCUUCUUGCCAUUGUUUGUACAGAGGAAAAUCCCGUUCCAAACGUGAGUAAAUUUAAGCAACUUUUACACAUACACACCGACUUGGUUUGGCUCCGAUUUAAAGUUAUUCCUAACACCGCUAAUCGUUCGGAAGGAGUCUUUUGUUGCGUAGCCUUUUCAAAAAUAAGUGUUGUACUUGAGAGUACCCCAUGUAUUCACAUCCGUGUUACGCUGAUUAGUUCUUUCUCGUUCAAGCUGCAUUCGUUAGCCCCUCCUUUUUGAAAUCGUCUCCUAUCAUCACAAUGCCAGACUGCCUUUAUUUGUAUUUAUAUUAAUACAGAAAUAAAGUCAGUCUGGAUUUUCCAGGCAACUGUAAUAGAGCUAGUAAAUAUCCAAUAGUCUGAAUUAUGCUGGGAGUUUGACGCACACUCCGCAGCUUAGAAGUGACUUUGUCUUCAUUUGCAGAGAAGAAUAACUCACACAGUAUUAGAGAAAUCUCAUACACAUCCAGUAACAUGAGUAUUCAGGAGAGGUAAGCAUACUGAUAUUUUCAUUUCAAACCAAUACCUGUGUUUUAAGCUGUGACCAUAACCAUGUAUGUAUUUGAAGCCUGGGUCACUCCCAUUCCUGGAUCAAAGUGGUUCUGUCUGAAUGUAUUCUCUGAAAGGCCCAAAUCAAUAUGUUCCUUUAUGUUCUCUCUUAAAGAUGGUUAUAUGGAGUAUAUGUGGUAUGAAGAACCAAUCAGUAAAAACUGACUGCAUUCAGGUGUAUACAGUUGACAGUUGAGUACAUAUAUUGUGUCGGCUUUGUGCAAAUGGCGAAAGAAUAAAUUACAAUGUAUGUGAAAGAUCA